Molecule: messenger RNA, 333 nt
Organism: Morchella importuna
Lineage: Eukaryota; Fungi; Ascomycota; Pezizomycetes; Pezizales; Morchellaceae
Exons: 3
Coding region: 1-333 (110 amino acids)
Source: RefSeq, a predicted model, not a curated record
AUGGAAGGAUGGUUGAAGGGUCGCGUUGAAGGGUCCGAAUACCAGUCAAUCAAGCCAGGUCAGAGGUUGCGGCGGUCAACGAACGUGAGGCAGACAAGAGACGAAAACAAUCCUUUAGUAGUUAGGGUCAAGAGUCAAGUCAGCGGCGUUGGUUCAUGUCCCGCUUCCCCAUUUGAGGGGGGACCCUUGGAUCUGCCGCCAAGUCCGCUGCCGAGCAAGCGUAAUUUUGCGGAGAGGUGGUUGUGCCCCACAGCGUUCGACAGUUACCUAUCGCGAUACGGUGAGGGAAGCUCGGACUUUGUCGCGAAGGCGUUUGGGAGGCGAUUUAUGUGA